Amoebophrya sp. A25 is the source of this 1882-nucleotide messenger RNA. Lineage: Eukaryota; Dinophyceae; Syndiniales; Amoebophryaceae. The record is from the annotation of a GenBank genome assembly.
GACAGUUCGUCCUCCUCUGCUAUCAAGAUUACGAAGAAGAAGCGUUUUUUCGAUGGGUAUGCAGACUUGGAGAACACUUCGAGAAAAAGCAUCGUCUUGCCCAACCACGAUGCCACGCUUGACUUUCAGUGGGACUUGGGUGAUGUCAGCCGCGUGACUGUGGACAGGGAACCAGUAACUAUCUACGAACCUCGAGAUCUGGAGCAACAUGGAAUCACGGUGAAUAGUCGCUUGCUCACGAUGAACGGGAUUGACACGAGUAUAUUAACCCGGAAACAAGUGGAAGAACUGCUAAGACAACGACCCCUGACUAUGCGGUUCGCGACUAAGAAGAUCUUGAAGAAGAGUGGGAAUCGCGUACCUGUGGGCGGAUAUGGAGGGUUGAAAGGCGGAGGAGGCAAAAAGGGGAAAGGAAAGAAAGCUUCUUGGGGUGAGCAGGAAGUUCAAGCUUCGACUUCUAGUAACAAUGCUCCUGGUGCUCCGACACCGAGAGCUGGACAUGACAAUGGUAGUACUACAACAGGUGCAUCGUCACAACUGAAGAACGAAAUGAGCUUAUCGACCCAGCUUGCACCGGAGAAAAAAUGUGCUUGGGCAGGUCUGAGUGAAGGAGAUGAUAUGCGCGAAGCACGAAGACGAAGAUUCGAAGCUGAAAACGCAAGUAAAUCAGGAGGACCUGUCGCAGAUCUAUCUGGAGGUGCUGAUGCUAAGAGGCAGAAAACCGAUGCAGCUGGUCCUAGAAGUACUGGGAACCAAGUCCACAGUGGAGGCCAACAACAAGCACAGGAACAAGAAGUAGACGGAGACGAUGAAGAGCUCUCUGACGAAGAAGAAGUAGUGACGAUUGGACCAGUGUCAGGGAAGAGCAUAAACCUCGAAAAAAGUUACCUUCGUCUCACCUCUGAGGCAAAAGCCUCCGACGUCAGGCCUCUCGAAGUGUUGAAGCAGGCCUUUUCACGUCUCCAAGUAGGUGAGGACACAGCCAAUAAAAGUUGGAACUAUGUGUCAGAUCAACUUCGUGCCAUCCGACAGGACCUGUUGGUUCAGAACCUUAACAACAGCGACUUUGCCGUCCAAGUGUACUCGGCGAAUGCGAUAUGGGCUUUGCACUACAAAGAUCUCGGACAAUUUCACCAGUGUGCAAUGCAGUUGAAAAGCAUUUAUAAGACACGGAACAAGCAGCAGGAAAAGAUGAAUAAGCGUUCUAGUAAUUAUACCAAGAAUCAAGAUCAACUAGAACUAGACGCUGAAGCAGACGAACAGCAGAAGGAGUUUCGCAUUUUGCGUGGUGUCUACAACGUCUUCAUGGGCUUAGACCACAUCGAAUCCGACCGUCUACACCCUGUAGAAGACAAAGGCAUCCUGCUUUUAGUAGACGCUUUUCGCUGCAAGCUAUUUCCCAAGUUUUUCCGCUUACGAAAGAAGACCCGCGGCCCCUUAGCAGAUUUGUGCAGUUGUUUCGACAAUUUGUUCCGGUGCGAAGCGAUCUUGAGGUAUCUCCAAUGUUUGAAGAUCGAAAAACCAAAUUUGGAAGUGAUCAGUUGGUUUUUGGGUGAAGAAGAGGAAGAGAUUGACAGAUUCUUCAGAGAAACGGCACUAAUAAAGAAUUGGACAUCAAUAGCGAAGCCGUCAGAACUAGCGGAGAAGUUGAGAAACAGUGUGGCUAUGAACAUCAGGCAUCAGAUGAAAUAGCUUUCGGAUGCUCCUCACGAAAUGGAGGAGGUAAUUUUAAUACUGGCAUCCCCAGAAGAAUCCAUUGCUCCUGUCACAUAAUCGUCAUAGCCCACCCAACGCCUCGUUUUCCCAUAAUAUGCGCGCUUCAAGUAUCGACAUUAUAGCUAAAAAGUAGGUGCUCAUGACGCAUCCGGGUUCUAGAAGAUGG